This is a messenger RNA of Apodemus sylvaticus (European woodmouse), 882 nucleotides long. It is a transcript of the gene Pttg1, whose product is annotated as PTTG1 regulator of sister chromatid separation, securin. Gene Ontology annotation, biological process: chromosome organization. Bases 216 to 812 code for a protein of 198 amino acids. Lineage: Eukaryota; Metazoa; Chordata; Mammalia; Rodentia; Muridae. The record is from RefSeq and is a predicted model, not a curated record. Gene Ontology annotation, cellular component: cytoplasm; nucleus. The transcript has 6 exons.
GCUCGUCGUGGGUGAGGGUGUCUUGGGCGAGCUCGGGGUGGCGGGGCGGGCAGAUCCGGGACUGGAGGCUGAAGCAGGGUCGGAACUGAUGUUUCACUCGGCCUGGCGUCCCGGAGCGCUUUUGGCGAGCUCGACCCAUAGCCACACUGUUUUCAUUUUCCUUCUUCCCUCCCCGCACCCACUUCAGCGUCUCAAGUAGCCCAGAGUGAUCCAGGAUGGCUACUCUGAUCUUUGUGGAUAAGGAUAAUGAAGAACCUGGCAGCCGAUUGGCACCUAAGGAUGGGUUGAAGCUGGGCUCUGGUGUCAAGGCCUUAGAUAGGAAAUUGCAGGUUUCAACUCCUCGAGUUGGCAAAGUGUUCAAUACUCCAGCCUUGCCUAAAGCCAGCAGAAAAGCUUUGGGAACUGUCAACAGAGUUACCGAAAAGCCAGUGAAGCCGAGUAAACCCCUCCAACCUAAACAGCCCACCUUGACUGUGAAGAAGAACACCGAGAAGUCUGCUAAGACACCAGCCUCUGUUCCUGCUCCUGAUGAUGCCUACCCAGAAAUCGAAAAGUUCUUCCCCUUCAAUCCUCUAGACUUUGAGAGUUUUGACCUGCCUGAGGAGCACCAGAUCUCACUUCUCCCCUUGAACGGUGUGCCUCUCAUGAUCCUGGAUGAAGAGAAAGGGCUUGAGAAGCUGCUGCACCUGGACCCCCCCACCCCUCUGAAGACACCCUUUCUACCAUGGGAAUCUGGUCCGCUGCAGUCUCCCAGUGCCCUCUCCACUCAGGAUGUUGAGUUGCCGCCUGUUUGUUACGAUGCAGAUAUUUAAUUAAACUUGUUACUCCUUUAUAGUUUAUGUAUGUUGUAUUAAUAAAGCAUUUGUGCGUAUUCUCAACCAA